AAAAGAGCUUUUCGACAUCCACGUGUUUUAAUCCAUGUAACAAAAAUAAUUACGGCACUUUUUUUUUUGUUUCUAAUCAAAACAAAACCAGGAAGCAUCUGACAAGACAAAUCGACAUUUGCAAAAGAGAAAUACAAAGCAUUUGUGGUGAUGUGAGUGAUGGUUCCUGUCAUUUUCAGCUCCAAGCAAAACAAACCCAUCUUUGGCACUUCAAUAUUAAAUUUUCAACCAGAGGCUCCACACAAGUGAUGAGAAAUUGCAAUUUGUUUUGGGGAGGACAUUUUUUUUUUCUCUUGGGUCCAAAGUGGUCCUUGUAUCAGAAAAUGAUUGUAGAGGGGCCAUUUUGUAGGAUUAUUAUUAUUUCAAAUCAGUGGAAAUAAAAAGGACAAAACAAAUUAGUGCACCUCUUCUACGCGGAUUUAUUGCAAUAGCUCACGUCUUAGCAUGAUAACCAAACUUUGACGCCAUCCAAUGCACACAUGGGCCACAUUUCUGUUGUACUGUGCACAAAAUAAUUGCCACGUAUGAGUGUUGAUAAUCUGGUACAACUAAAACAAAGGGACAGUGUAAUAUUUUGGCCUGCCAUUCUGCUUCCAUCCAUUAGGUGGCACUGUGACACAUAACGUCUACAUCCCCUCACUGUCCACAAUGUCAUAUGUUCAGACCCGACUUUUUUUGAAGUGACUUUUUCAUAGUGUGUUCCAAAGCGAAUGAAAUCGCACACACGCGUGACCUCAAACACACACAUGCACACCCAACGCACACACAAGAACACAAACGCAAGAGCAACACUUGCAAUACACACGUUUGUGAAACUAGACCGAGACGUCCUUGUAACUCAAAUGAUUCUAAUAAAAAAAUAUGUGAACGCCUGAAAAGGUCUCAACACGCACACACACUCACACACAAACUGUAGCUGCGUCAUCGUUACGAAAGUAGUUCUAAGCUACAAAUACAUUUACAUAUUACAUUGGUUUAUGAUCAUAAAUACCAAUUGUGUGUACAUAUAUAAUGUACAUAUACAUUUGAUGAUAAUUACAAUAUCAAACACAGGAGCUUUGAGGAGAUGGAGGAGGAUGCGCAGCAAUCUAAUUCCUAGCACAUUCAAGGGAUUGUUAGAAAGUUGGACAUUUCAAAUGCUAACACAUUGCAAAAUGUCCGACAGCUAAUUCAAGCUGGUGAUUUUAAUGUCGUCAGUUAGCGUAGCAUUUUAGCUCAGGUUUAGAUGUCACAUUGGCAACCACAUCACAGGCUUCCCUUUUCAACCUUUUGCUAUUUUCCCCCACAUUGAUUUCUCACUUUUUUUUUUCCCCUUUCUUUCUAGAUCAGAGCGGAGCUCAACACAGUUCCUCUACCCGUGCCAUAAAUCAAAGAGCUUCCCCUGUGGCAUUUCGGGAGAGAAAGACGGAGACAAAGCGAGCGGGGGCAGGACGGCGGCGGGAGCGAAACGCCGUCUGCACAUUAAAUCUCCGAGGAACAUUUGACCUUUCCAGGGUUCAAUGGCUCGAGGUCAGCCGAGGCGCAUCCACGGGUGUGACGCCGUCCAUCACCUUUGGAGGACCACUGCGGCCCACGGAGAGCGCAAUCUUUGCUCGUCGUCCUUCGCUUCAAGGUUUGGCCACUACUUCGAGACGUUGCUUCUAUGGCAGAGCAUUAUUAUGAUCGCCACCAUGCUGGCCAUGCUCAACCUGUGCACCAACGUCCGUGUGAAUGCUGAACUCAACACCAAAAGGCGAUCCUUCCUAGCCUCAGAAAUUAAGGACGAGGAGGUACGAAUCCCUAAGAGGCUUUUUCUGGACUUCGACUGGAACUACUUCUGGUCGUGGAGCCGCUUCCUGGACUACGUUCAGUGCGUGGCGGCCUUCACGCUGACGGCGGCCUACGUCACCUACGUGCUGCUGGACUCGGCCGUUUACGUGGAGACGCUGGGCUUCUUGGCGGUCUUCUGCGAGGCCAUGCUGGGAACGCCGCAGCUCUACUGCAACUACCAGAACAAAUCCACGGAAGGCAUGAGCGUCAAGAUGGUACUGAUGUGGACGAGCGGCGACACCUUCAAAACGGGCUACUUCCUCGUCACCCAAGCCCCCGUGCAGUUCUGGACUUGCGGCAUGCUGCAGGUCCUGGUGGACUUUGCCAUCCUGUUCCAGGUUUUCUAUUAUAGCUUCUACCCCCAAAAGCCCGUUUCGCACGCCGCCUCCCACACCUCCAGCGCCAAAGCCCUCUGAGAUCCCAGCGUCAACGGGAAGAACUUUGACCGAUGCCUCGAGAACUUGUUACAACUAAACCGCGACAUGCUUUUGAAUAUUUCUAAUCUUUAAAACAGCACAGUAUGAAAUAGGCGCCAUUUAUCCAACUUGUUACAAUUUUGAUACUACGCCGGAAGACGGAAGGAUUGUCCACCCCCCCCCAAACCCUGACAUGAACCUUCACCCCCUAACCUGGAACUAAUCCAUUCCGUGUCUUUGCACACUGUUGACUGAACUGAACCAAUUUUUAAGGUUCAGGCAUGUGGAUUGACUGUUGCACCCCCCCUCCCUCCUCCUCUGCCUUAAAACAGCAUUACUGAAUAUAUCCUCACCCCCUCCUCCCCCCUCCCGCUGUUGCAUGCUGGUCAAUUCUAACCCUCGCCGCUCUCACGCUCCCCCUCGGCACACUCAAAGGACCCGAGACUAUUAAACUGGACCAAAUAGGACAAUGACCUCGGGGCGAUUUCUCAGAUGAGGAGUUAUCCUCGCUUCAACCCGCUUUUGGACUUGUACCCAGAAGGACCUCUUGAAGUAUUUACGUGUCAGAAGAGGCAGGAAUUAACGAAGCGAAGGGACUUUUGAAUUAUGCUCAUUGCAAGCAUCAAAGACGUAUCUGUAUAUCUUCUCAGCCGUCAUGCUACCAGAGCAUUUGAUUGAUUUCCUGCCCCCCCCUGCCAAUUUAAUAACUCCCCUUCCUUGUCCAUCUCAUUUCAUGGAGCUAUGUUCCAUAUUCAUCUUCUUACACGGAAAUUCAUUUCCUGUUCUGUGGAGCUGGGCGUGAUCCACCCACAUAGGCAAUUCCCCCUUUUUGAUAUUAUUUCCAAAUUCAUUUCUUGCAGCAAAAACACACCUCGUUCAACUCAAUAUCCAAAUUGUCUUUUAAUCGUUUUCUCUUUGCUUUACAUGCUUCUAGUCAAGCAUAUCUUGUUACCUCUAUAUUAUCUACCAACAAUAGAGUAGAAAAAAAAUUGGACCAAAUAGGCUCAGCCGGUGUUUGUUUUGCAUAACAGCCGCCAAAUGUUUGCUUGUGUUGUACAAUUAUGUAUUGAAUUUCAACAUGUUAUACUACAAAUGUGCUUUGUGUUCAAUUUCUAGCAAAUAUUAAAAGCAGUUUUAAA
Messenger RNA from Syngnathus acus (greater pipefish), 3364 nucleotides. Its product is annotated as solute carrier family 66 member 2. Bases 1500 to 2225 code for a protein of 241 amino acids. The record is from RefSeq and is a predicted model, not a curated record. Lineage: Eukaryota; Metazoa; Chordata; Actinopteri; Syngnathiformes; Syngnathidae. Gene Ontology annotation, biological process: phospholipid translocation; retrograde transport, endosome to Golgi. Gene Ontology annotation, cellular component: endosome; trans-Golgi network. The transcript has 6 exons.